Molecule: messenger RNA, 2748 nt
Organism: Melampsora larici-populina 98AG31
Lineage: Eukaryota; Fungi; Basidiomycota; Pucciniomycetes; Pucciniales; Melampsoraceae
Product: mitochondrial aconitate hydratase
Exons: 10
Coding region: 108-2462 (784 amino acids)
Biological process (GO): tricarboxylic acid cycle
Cellular component (GO): mitochondrion; cytosol
Molecular function (GO): 4 iron, 4 sulfur cluster binding; aconitate hydratase activity
Source: RefSeq, a predicted model, not a curated record
AAAACUCAACAUCAUCUUCCUGAUUUCCUCUUUACCUUACUUUACACUUUUCUUCAUCGCGUCUUCCUUAACCUCAUCUCUUUACUGUGGAGCUUGUUUGGUUCAAGAUGCUUCCCAUCAAGGCUGGCCGAUUGGCCUCCAAUCACAUCAACAAAUCUACUCUUCUUGCUCGAUCAUAUGCAUCCCAUGCGGCUCGGAUCGGUGACACCAAGGUCGCAAUGUCCAACUUUGAGCAGGACAAGUUCAUCAACUAUCAACGUAUUGAAGAUAACCUCCAGGUGGUACGAAAACGUUUGAACCGACCUUUGACCCUCUCGGAGAAAGUACUUUACGGUCAUCUUGACAAUCCACAUGAGGCUGAUAUCCGCCGUGGUGCUUCUUAUCUCAAACUUCGACCCGAUCGUGUAGCCUGUCAAGAUGCGACUGCACAGAUGGCCUUACUUCAAUUCAUGUCAGCCGGUCUACCUACUGUAGCUGUCCCGACCACCGUACAUUGUGACCAUCUGAUCGAGGCACAAACCGGAGGCCCAAAGGAUCUUGCCCGAGCGAUCAACAUCAACAAGGAAGUCUACGAUUUCCUUGCAACGGCCACAGCUAAAUACGGCAUCGGAUUCUGGCAACCUGGUUCCGGAAUCAUCCACCAAAUCAUCCUUGAGAAUUACGCUUUCCCUGGUGGACUUAUGAUCGGUACCGACUCUCACACACCCAAUGCCGGAGGUCUUGGAAUGAUCGCAGUCGGAGUGGGAGGUGCUGACGCUGUUGACGUCAUGGCUGACUUGCCGUGGGAACUUAAAUGCCCGAAAGUGAUCGGAGUCAAACUUACUGGCAAGAUCAGCGGCUGGACUACUCCCAAAGAUGUGAUUCUCAAGGUUGCCGGUGUUUUGACUGUCAAGGGUGGAACCGGGGCCAUUGUUGAAUACUUUGGUCCAGGUGUCGAAUCCUUAUCUGCCACAGGAAUGGGUACUAUCUGUAACAUGGGUGCCGAGAUUGGAGCAACCACUUCGAUGUUUCCCUACAACAACCGUAUGGCGGAUUAUUUGAAAGCUACCAAACGUGCUAACAUUGCCAAGUACGCGGAACAAUUCAAAUACAACUUACAAGGAGAUGAAGGUGCCGAAUACGAUCAGGUGAUCGAGAUCAACUUGAACGAAUUGGAGCCUCACAUCAAUGGUCCUUACACUCCCGAUUUGGCUACUCCCUUAUCAGUCUUUGCCAAGACAGUAAAGGAGAAGGGUUGGCCAGCAGAAGUGAAAGUUGCUCUUAUCGGUUCUUGCACAAACUCAUCUUAUGAGGAUAUGUCAAGAUCCGCCUCGAUCGCUCAAGAAGCCAUUGAUCACGGUCUUACCGUCAAAUCGAAAUACACUGUCACCCCCGGUUCCGAGCAAAUCCGGGCAACGAUCGAACGUGAUGGACAAAUGGAAGUUUUGGAAAAGGCCGGUGGUCUCGUAUUAGCUAAUGCUUGUGGACCUUGCAUCGGUCAAUGGGAUCGUCAGGAUAUCAAGAAGGGUGAUGUUAACUCCAUCAUCACUUCGUACAACCGUAACUUCACUGGUCGAAAUGAUGCCAACGCUGGAACGCACGCCUUUGUUGCUUCCCCUGAUCUCGUCACCGCCAUGGCUUUCGCUGGAGACCUUACAUUCAACCCUCUGACUGAUAGUCUGACCGGAAAGGAUGGAAAGCCCUUUAAGUUCUCCGACCCAUCCGGAAAGGAGCUUCCCCCACGAGGAUACGACCCCGGUCAAAACACAUACUCAGCUCCCCCAGAGGACCGUGCAUCUAUCAAUGUUGCUGUUUCUCCAAGCAGUGACAGACUCCAAUUAUUGAAGCCAUUCAAGCCUUGGAAUGGAAAGAACCCAAGUAACAUGCCUGUGCUCAUCAAAGCAUCUGGCAAAUGUACAACUGAUCACAUCUCGGCCGGUGGUCCUUGGUUGAAGUUCCGUGGACAUCUUGAGAACAUCUCCCAGAACAUGUUAAUCGGUGCCAUCAAUGAAGCCAAUGGGAAGGCAAAUGAGGUCUUGAACCAAGAAACCGGUAAAUGGGGAGGUGUUCCUGAAGUCGCAGCAUAUUACCGUGAUCAUGGGAUCCAGUGGUGUGUGAUCGGAGACCAGAACUACGGUGAGGGAUCCUCACGUGAACAUGCCGCACUUGAACCCAGGUUUUUGGGUGGUAUUGCAAUCAUCACUCGCUCAUUUGCUCGAAUCCAUGAAACCAACUGCAAGAAGCAAGGAAUGUUGCCUCUAACCUUUACCGAUCCUGCUGAUUAUUCAAAAGUCAAACCAGACGAUCGAAUCGAUCUCGAAGGUAUUACUGAACUCGCUGAAGGUAGUAAAGUGACUAUGGUAGCCAAACAUAAAGAUGGAAGUGUUGAUCGAAUUCCAUUGAGUCAUAGUUUUAAUGCUGGUCAAAUUGAAUGGUUCAAGGCUGGUUCAGCAUUGAACUUGAUGGGACAAAAGAAGAAGUAAAUUCGAGCUUAGAGAAGUUUUAGAAAGGUUUAAUUGUAGUUGUUCUUUGUGGCAAUCCCAAUACUUAAUUGUAUCGGAGAAGUGUUGGGUAUUGUUUUUCAAAAAGGGAAUCGCGGGUAGGGGGAGUUGGGUCACAGCAAAAAAAAGAUGACAUAUUGGCAAGGUUUUUUUUACAUUUUCAUCUUCAUUUUCUCUUUUGUUCUUAUCAUUUUUGUUUUUUUUCUCAGAUUUCUUUAUCAUCUCAUAGUAUGAAAUCAUGAAUGAAUUUGAGUCAAAUUAGAUUGCC